AUGACUAUUCCCCAAACUUACAAACGCGCUGUCUACAAAUCUGCUGGCACCCCGCUGGUCCUCGAACAAGUCCCGCUCACAUUGCCUGGGCCCAAUGAGAUCCUAGUCAAGGUAGAAGCUUGCGGCGUUUGCUUCUCUGAUGUAUUUGCCCAGGGUAAUGUGAUGGGCGGCGGUUUUCCCAUCGUCCCAGGUCAUGAAAUUGUCGGUCAUGUCGCGGCGCUCGGAGACAGUGUGUCCGGUUGGGCAGUCGGUGACCGGAUUGGUGGUGCAUGGCAUGGUGGGCACGAUGGAACAUGCCACGCCUGCCGGAAGGGUUGGUAUCAAAUGUGCGACGCGCAGAUCGUUAACGGUGAGACCAAGGACGGUGGAUACGCAGAGUACUGUCUCGUGAACUCCGAAGCAGCGGUGCGAAUCCCUUCGCAUCUUCCAGCCUCGAAAUAUGCCCCGAUCCUAUGCGCCGGCGUCUCCGUCUUCAACUCCAUCCGCCACAUGAACGUGCCGGCCGGCUCAACAGUGGCAGUACAAGGCCUAGGUGGCCUCGGGCAUCUCGCCAUCCAGUACGCAAACAAAAUGGGAUUCCGGGUGAUUGCCAUCUCACGAGACGCGGACAAGGAGGGGUUUGCGCGGGAGCUCGGGGCACACGAAUACAUAGAUUCAAGUAAAGAAAAUGAUGUGGGAGAGGCACUGCGUACGCUGGGCGGUGCGUCUCUGAUUGUUUCCACUGCGCCAACCGCAGCGGUUAUGGCGCCACUGUUGAAGGGACUGGGGAUUUUAGGCAAGCUGCUGUUAUUAUCCUUGCCUGGCGAGCUGCCGAUUGAUACUGUGACCAUGCUGAAGUACGGUGUAUCGGUUCAGGUUUGGCCCUCUGGUCAUGCCACCGAUACUGAAGAAGCACUUGCAUUCACGGAACUCCAUGGAAUCAAGUGCUUGGUGGAAGAGUUUCCCCUCGAAGAGGCAAACAAAGCGUUCGACGCCAUGUUGAAAGGUACAGUCAGGUUCCGGGCGGUCAUUACUAUGGAAUAA
Molecule: messenger RNA, 1023 nt
Organism: Aspergillus versicolor CBS 583.65
Lineage: Eukaryota; Fungi; Ascomycota; Eurotiomycetes; Eurotiales; Aspergillaceae
Exons: 7
Coding region: 1-1023 (340 amino acids)
Molecular function (GO): zinc ion binding; oxidoreductase activity
Source: RefSeq, a predicted model, not a curated record